CAAAAAGAGCCAAUCAGAUUGUUGCUCACAGUGACGCAAGGAGGCAGGAAGUUGAAUGGCCUGAAGAUAAGAGGUUUAUGCAACCAUGUGGCCAGUGAUCUGGACUGCCAUGCGCACUUAUGCGCCCUAUGUGACCUUCCCAGUGGCCUUUGUGGUGGGAGCUGUUGGAUACCACCUUGAGUGGUUUAUCCGGGGAACUCCUAAUGCCCCAGGAGAAGAGAGAGGCAUUGCCGAGCAACGGGAGGAUAGGAAAUUAGAGGAACUGACCGGUCAGGACAACACACAGUUCCUCAGCCUGAAGGACAAACUGGAAUUCACACCAAGGGCAGUGCUGGAAAGAAACCGACCAGAGAAGAGCUAAGUUUUAUUAAAUGUCAUGAAGUCCUGCAAGAUUACCUUAUAAUGAAGUGCAACAUCUCAAGCUUUGGGCUCAUUUGUCACACACUCAGCGGCCCCAGGGACAGAAACUUUAUCAGAAAACUUUUUUGUGGGAUUUCAUGUCCAUUCCUAUGCCACUUCAUUCAGCCACCCUAAUUACAUUUACAUGGAGUCUUGCUGUAAUAUUUACCAGGCCAGCUGGUGGAACUUGACUGCUGAGAGAAUGUUUUACAACUUUCAUUCUUUGAGACUUCUUAAUAUUCAUCUUCUGCCCUGAGGCAUGCAGACACAUGACUAUAUUGCACAAGUCCUAACUUGGAAAGCUUUAAUAUGUUUUCCAUGCGUGCUCCCUGUCAUAUGCUUAUGAGACUGAAGCUCAAAGAAAGACCACCUUUGUUAAGUUUUGUGUCUGCAUGAAUAUAAGUGCAUCUAUGCAAGGCAACACUUGAGUGGGACUAGAAAAUGUUUGAACUUUGAGUGGCUCAGAACACUGAGAAAUUCAUACAAGCUCUGUCAUUGUUGUCUUUUGCUAAUUAGUGAUAAUGAACACAGUGAAUAGUGAGGAAUGAAAGCUAAGUUCUUCCUCAGUGUCUUUUCGGUUCAUGUAAGAACUCUGCACACACUUUGAAUAUGUGAACCAGAAGGUUUAGCUUGUAUUUCAAACCAAUUAUCUGUGGUUUUGAGUCCAUUUGCAUGUACAGUACAGUGAACUACCUAUGUAGUGCUUUCCUAAGCAUUAUUAUGGCUAAAAUAUCAGUGAUAAUUGCACAGCUGAAUUUUGUGCUGAAGUGAGGCUUCCUUGUGUUCAUAUAAUAUAAUAAAUGUAAAGACAGUUGAAUUUUGGUACUGUGUUUGUCAGAUGUUCUUUCCGUCUAGUGUGAAUUUUGCACAUUGCACAACAAUGCCAGAAAUCAUAAAUAGGGCUGGGUGUCAAUAUAGAUUUCAUGAUUGUGUUCAAGUUUUUUUUCACUAUCUUGACUUGAUUCUUUUCUAUUUGAAUUUUAAUCAAUGACAGUAGGUAUGUUUCCACUGUAAUGUCCAUGUUGCUAAUAUGUGGGGGGAAAAUGGUUUCAAACUCAUUCAAACCAGUAACUUCUCUUUUUAAACUAUUAAUUAAA
This is a messenger RNA of Sinocyclocheilus rhinocerous, 1496 nucleotides long. RefSeq names its product small integral membrane protein 12-like. The transcript is spliced from 2 exons. Lineage: Eukaryota; Metazoa; Chordata; Actinopteri; Cypriniformes; Cyprinidae. The coding region runs from base 86 to 361 and encodes 91 amino acids. The record is from RefSeq and is a predicted model, not a curated record.